Molecule: messenger RNA, 3920 nt
Organism: Panicum virgatum (switchgrass)
Lineage: Eukaryota; Viridiplantae; Streptophyta; Magnoliopsida; Poales; Poaceae
Product: glutamate receptor 3.5-like
Exons: 4
Coding region: 855-3662 (935 amino acids)
Cellular component (GO): plasma membrane
Molecular function (GO): glutamate-gated receptor activity
Source: RefSeq, a predicted model, not a curated record
AAAGCAUCCAGGCCAAUUUGGAAUGAAAUAAUACUUCCUUUCAGAGUCGGAACUGUAUCUAGUUGAAGGUGAAGGAGGAGUACGUAGUAGAGGCCACGUUUUCUUUUCUUCGAGACAUGAAAUGAACGAUAUCAAGCUGCUGUGCCUGCGAGUACACACCUGACCUGACCUGACCUGACCUGAUCUGACCUCACCACCAUUUCUGCUGAUCCAUCUUCUCAUCUGCCGAACGAAUCCACCCGCCAAACCUUCCUUGUUUGCUUGCUCUGCAGCUACAUCUACGGCCUACCUGGAGGAGCACAAGCAGCCUUGCUUGCUCUGCUCUGCUCCAAUCCAAAUCUCCCAACUCCAUCCAUCCAAUAGCGCAGCUCUGCUUGUGGCGUGCGCACCACCACUUGUGUAGAAGGAGCCGAGGCGAAUCGAAUCUUUCUUUUCUGGCACCGGCACCAGCUUUAUUAGUACAGGAAACAACAUUUGCUUGCCUUCCUCCCCCUCCGUUCAUCCUCUGCAUCUCCAUCAUCAUCUUCUUCUUCACCGGCCAGUCGGUCAGUCAGAGAUAGGAGGAGGACCCGGCCGAUUGUCAAUUUCCUAGCUACGUCUUGUUCAAUUCCUUAUUAAGCUAGCUAGCUCUUCUCUCUCUCUCUCUCUUCCUUCCUUCCUUGCCGUCGGUGCUUGCCUUGCCUAUGUGAUUGUUUCCUUAAUUCCUUCUCCCCCCAAUCCGUGGCCGAUUGGCCGUCGCCAUGGCCGGAGCUCCUGAAUCCCAUUCCAUUCCGUAGCUGCUUGUUGAGGACCCAACCCAACCUAUCCUACCUGCCGUCUCCUCUUGAGCAGAUCAAGAGCACAAGAGCUAGCAGAUGGAGGCCAGGCUCCUCCGCGUGCUCUGCAUGUGCAGCGCCCUGGCAGUCGCCCUGCCGGCGCGCCCGCCCAGCGUCACCAUCGGCGCCCUCUUCACCUUCGACUCCGUCAUCGGCAGCUCGGCCGCCACUGCCAUCCGCCUGGCCGUCGACGACAUCAACCGCGACGCCACCCUGCUCAGGGGCACCAACCUCAGCGUGCUCCUGCAGGACACCAAGUGCAGCGGAUUCGUCGGCACAAUCCAAGCUCUUGAGCUGAUGGAGAAGCAGGUGGUGGCCGUUGUGGGCCCGCAGUCGUCGGGCAUCGCCCACGUCAUCUCCCACGUCGUCAGCCAGCUGCGCGUCCCGCUGGUGUCCUUCGCCGCCACCGACCCCGCGCUCACCUCCGCGCAGUACCCCUUCUUCGUCCGCGCCGCGCACGACGACGCCUUCCAGAUGGCCGCCGUGGCCGACAUCGUCGCCCACUUCGGCUGGCGGGAGGUCACCGCCGUCUACGUCGACACCGACUACGGCCGCGGCGGCGUCGACGCGCUGGGCGACGCGCUCGAGGCCGCGCGCGCCAGGAUCACCUACAAGGCCGCGUUCCCGCCGGGCGCCGACCGCGCCGCGCUGGGCGACCUCCUGGUGCGCGCCAACAUGAUGGAGUCCCGCGUCUUCGUCGUCCACGCCGGCCCAGACUCCGGCCUCGACAUCUUCGCCCUCGCGCACACGCUCAACAUGAUGGACAGCGGCUACGUCUGGAUCGCCACCGAGUGGCUCGCCGCCGCCAUCGACUCCUCGUCGUCGCCGUCGUGGAGAGCGAUUACAAUGGGCCGGAUACAGGGCGUGCUCACGCUGCGCCAGUACACCCCGGACUCCGACGCCAAGAGGUCUCUGGAGACGAGGUUCAGCGCCGCCAGCCGGCAGAGCAGCAGCAUCAACGUCUACGGGCUCUUCGCCUACGACGCCGUCUGGAUGGCGGCGCGCGCCAUCGACCAGUUCCUCGGCGACGGCGGCAACAUCUCCUUCUCCGUUGACCCCAGCAUCCGCGACGCCAACGGGAGCGCGCUGCGCCUGAGCUCGCUCCGGGUCUUGGACCAGGGCGAGCAGCUGCUGCGGAAGGUCAUACUCGCCAACUUCACCGGCGUCACCGGCCAGGUGCGGUUCGACGGCAGGACCCUCGUCAACCCGGCCUACGAGGUCCUCAACGUCGGCGGCACGGGCGUGCGGCGGGUCGGAUACUGGUCCAACCACACGCGCCUGUCAGUGUCCGCGCCCAGCUGGACCGACGGCGGCGGCCGGGCACCCAACCGCACCCAGCAGCAGCAGCUGUACAGCGUGAUCUGGCCCGGGGACACGACGGCGCCGCCGCGCGGGUGGGUGUUCCCGAACAACGGCAGGCCGCUGCGGAUCGGCGUGCCGUACCGGACGACGUACAAGCAGUUCGUGUCCAAGGACUCGGGGCCGGACGGCGCCAGCGGGUACUGCAUCGACGUGUUCAAGGCGGCCGUGGCGCUGCUCCCCUACCCGGUGCCCGUGUCCUUCGUCCUGUUUGGCGACGGCGUGAAGAACCCGAGCUACGGCGAGCUGGUGCAGCGGGUGGCCGACGGCUCCAUGGACGCGGCGGUGGGCGACAUCUCGAUCGUGACGAACCGGACGCGCGUGGUGGACUUCACGCAGCCGUACGUGGAGUCCGGGCUGGUGAUCGUGUCGCCGGUGAAGGCGACGAGCUCCAACGAGUGGGCGUUCCUCAAACCCUUCACGCCGGGGAUGUGGGCAGUGACCGGCGCCUUCUUCCUCUUCGUGGGCGCGGUGGUGUGGAUCCUGGAGCACCGGUUCAACCCGGAGUUCCGGGGGUCGCCGCGGAAGCAGAUGGUCACCAUCUUCUGGUUCAGCUUCUCCACCAUGUUCUUCGCGCACAGAGAGAACACCGUGAGCACCCUUGGGCGUUUCGUCCUCAUCAUCUGGCUCUUCGUUGUCCUCAUCAUCAACUCCAGCUACACCGCCAGCCUCACCUCCAUCCUGACAGUGCAGCAGCUGUCCACGGGCAUCCAGGGCCUGGACAGCCUCCUCUCCAGCAGCGACCCCAUCGGCUACCAGGUGGGCUCCUUCGCCCGCAGCUACAUGAUGGACGAGCUCGGCGUGCCGGUGUCGCGCCUCCGCGAGCUCUCCAUCGACGAGUACGCCGACAGCCUGCAGCGCGGCCCCGGCAACGGCGGCGUGGCGGCCAUCGUCGACGAGCUGCCCUACGUCGAGCUCUUCCUCUCCACCAACUGCCAGUUCAGGACGGUGGGGCAGGAGUUCACCAAGAGCGGAUGGGGAUUCGCAUUCCAGCGUGACUCUCCCCUUGCGGUGGACCUGUCGACGGCAAUCCUGACCCUGUCGGAGAACGGCGACCUGCAGCGCAUCCACGACAAGUGGCUCAGCCCGGGGACGUGCUCGUCGCAGAGCACCGACGUGGGCGCCGACCGGCUCAACCUCAGCAGCUUCUGGGGGCUCUUCCUCAUCUCCGGCGUGGCCUGCUUCGUCGCCCUGCUCAUCUACUUCGCCAGGAUACUCUGCCAGUUCUGUGAGUACCAUGACGGCGGCCGCGGCGGUAGCGACGAAGGCGGAGGGGUGUUCCCGGAUCCGGAGAGGAGCCUGCGGCGGCCGGCGAGGCUGAGCAGCCUCCGGGACCUGAUGUCGUUCGUGGACAUGAAGGAAGCGGAGGUGAAGAGAGCCAUCCGGAGCAGGUCCGGCGAGAGGCGGCUGGACAGGUCCAUGGGAGGCAGCUCCAUCUCCGAAGGGCCUUCAUUGUCGCGGCCGUCGUCGAUCACGUCGCCGGUGUAAUAAGGAGCAAGGGCUUUUCUUUAAUUUGCUGAUGAUGACAAGUAGAUAGAUGAGAUACUCCUCUGAUAGCGGUCUGACUGACACUUAGGCAUUCAUGCAGUAGCAGAUGGAGCUACCUGAGCUCAAGAUAGAUAGAUAGAUAGAUUACUUACUAGGCGUAGAUGUAGAUGAAAUACUAGAUAGGUUACUUACUUGAGUGCAUAGGACUAGGAGAUGAAAGGAUCUCGAUAGAUAUGAUGGAUCAUAUAUUGUCGCCCA